GCUGCCUUCGAUACUGUGAACCAUCAGAUCCUCCUCUCCACCCUCUCCGAGUUGGGCAUCUCCGGCGCGGCCCACGCUUGGAUUGCGUCCUACCUGACAGGUCGCUCCUACCAGGUGGCGAAUCGCAUCUCUGCAUGUCUGGCAGACAUAUCAGUGUGGAUGACGGAUCACCACCUCAAGCUGAACCUCGGCAAGACGGAGCUGCUCUUCCUCCCGGGGAAGGACUGCCCGUUCCAUGAUCUCGCCAUCACGGUUGACAACUCCAUUGUGUCCUCCUCCCAGAGCGCUAAGAACCUUGGCGUGAUCCUGGACAACACCCUGUUGUUCUCAACUAACAUCAAGGCGGUGGCCCGUUCCUGUAGGUUCAUGCUCUACAACAUCCGCAGGGUACGACCCUGCCUCACACAGGAAGCGGCGCAGGUCCUAAUCCAGGCACUUGUCAUCUCCCGUCUGGAUUACUGCAACUCGCUGUUGGCUGGGCUCCCUGCCUGUGCCAUUAAACCCCUACAACUCAUCCAGAACGCCGCAGCCCGUCUGGUGUUCAACCUUCCCAAGUUCUCUCACGUCACCCCGCUCCUCCGCUCUCUCCACUGGCUUCCAGUUGAAGCUCGCAUCCGCUACAAGACCAUGGUGCUUGCCUACGGAGCUGUGAGGGGAACGGCACCUCAGUACCUCCAGGCUCUGAUCAGGCCCUACACCCAAACAAGGGCACUGCGUUCAUCCACCUCCGGCCUGCUCGCCUCCCUACCACUGAGGAAGUACAGUUCCCGCUCAGCCCAGUCAAAACUGUUCGCUGCUCUGGCCCCCCAAUGGUGGAACAAACUCCCUCACGACGCCAGGACAGCGGAGUCAAUCACCACCUUCCGGAGACACCUGAAACCCCACCUCUUUAAGGAAUACCUAGGAUAGGAUAAAGUAAUCC
Messenger RNA from Oncorhynchus nerka (sockeye salmon), 922 nucleotides. RefSeq lists its product as uncharacterized. The transcript is spliced from 2 exons. NCBI's taxonomy places the organism in Eukaryota, Metazoa, Chordata, Actinopteri, Salmoniformes, Salmonidae. The annotation marks the transcript as partial. The record is from RefSeq and is a predicted model, not a curated record.